Messenger RNA from Tilletiopsis washingtonensis, 849 nucleotides. RefSeq lists its product as hypothetical. The coding region runs from base 28 to 774 and encodes 248 amino acids. NCBI's taxonomy places the organism in Eukaryota, Fungi, Basidiomycota, Exobasidiomycetes, Entylomatales. The transcript is spliced from 5 exons. Gene Ontology annotation, cellular component: Ino80 complex. The record is from RefSeq and is a predicted model, not a curated record. Gene Ontology annotation, biological process: chromatin remodeling.
CACCACCACGCCGCGUCCGCUUCUGCCAUGGCCCCAACUUCCACUGGCCGUCCGGUGGGACGCCCGGCCAGCACGCCGUCCGAGGUGCUGCCUGCUGUGAACAUCUCGGCGGCGCCGCGGCCGUUCAAGACGAGCAGCAGCACGCGCAAGGCGCGCAACCGCUCCCUCAAGCAGAUCCUCGCCACCGAGCGCGACAUGCAGCUCAACGGCGGCAUUGCCGCCAAGCGCGAGCGGCAGCGCAAGGCCCGCGCCGCUGCCAACGCUGCUGCCUCGGCAGCGUCCACGGCGCCCACGGGCGCCGGCAGCGGCAAGCCCAAGCUGGCCGGUGCGGCGGCGGCGCGGCAGCGCAUGCGUCAGGAGCGCAUCGAGCGCGAGGAGCGCGCACGCAUCGCCGAGGAGGAGGGCGGCGACGUGAGCAUGGCCGACGGCGACACGAGCACUGCCGAGCCCAGCGGCGCCGUCUCGGAGGAGCCCGAGGAGUUGACGGAGGAGGAGCGUGCGGCGGCCGAGGCGGCGCGCAAGGCGGAGGAAGCGGAGCAGGAGGAGAUUCGAGCACGGCGAGCGCUGCCGAACUACUUCAACGUCGAAGCACCGCCGUCUCUGCGGCCACGAAAGAAGAUGUGCGACGUGACGGGCCUGAUCGCGCCGUACACGGACCCCAAGAGCGGACUGCGCUACCACAGCGUGGAGAUCUACAAGCUGAUCAAGACCUUUGGUCCAGGCGUGGAUCAGCAGUACCUCUCUCUCCGCGGCGAUGCGUCGGCCAUCCAGUGAUCUCAUUCUCGCAUCUCGCCAACUGUACUUGUACCGAGCCCACCGCAACGCCGUCACCCUCAUCAUCCCACAGCA